Ictalurus furcatus (blue catfish) is the source of this 6328-nucleotide messenger RNA. RefSeq names its product TRAF family member-associated NFKB activator (gene tank). The coding region runs from base 248 to 1258 and encodes 336 amino acids. Gene Ontology annotation, biological process: canonical NF-kappaB signal transduction. Lineage: Eukaryota; Metazoa; Chordata; Actinopteri; Siluriformes; Ictaluridae. The transcript has 8 exons. The record is from RefSeq and is a predicted model, not a curated record.
GCUGAAAACAGAGCGCCGGGUCUCGCGCAGCCUUUAGCGUGAGGCGGCAGCGCGGCUUCUGAUUGGCGGAGCGGCUGCAGGCGGAAGUCACAGGCGAGCGGGGAUUCCCCGAGGGAAGUUCCCAGCUAGUUGUAAAACAUGUAAAAAUGUACAUUUGUGCGAAACACUCCAUUUCCUCCCCUUUAACGUGAACAUUGAGAUGUAGAGCAGGACCGAGAGCGCGCCAUGACCUCAAAACGAUAAUUAAAUGACCCAUGACAGCUGCGUCCGUGAUGUUACUGAAGGCUGCGGCAUGGACCGAAACAUUGGUGAUCCGCUGAACAAAGCCUAUGAAGCCUACCGCAACAUCUCAAUUGAGAAUGAAAAUGCCAAAAGGCAACUACAGGAGAAGACAGAGCAGUUUCACCAGUAUACACAGCAGCUGGAGAAAAAGAUAGAAGACCAAGAGCAGGAGAUAUCAGCACUCAAAGCACAAUUAAAUUCAAUAAAGCGUGCUUCAGGGGAAGUGAAAUGUUGUGAGACUGCACACCGAAAACAGGAAACAGAAAGGUUGUCACCUAGUAUUCAGUGGCCUAGCAACUCCUCCACUUCCCACAGGACUAACUAUAUCCUGAAUGAAUCCCCGGAUUUUACAUCGGUGCGUGCACAUCCUGUACCUGGAGUUAGUGGCAUGAAGAUUGAGGAUGUUCUAGACACGCUUCAGGAAAUCCAGGGGACUUUCCAGAGGAUUCAGACUCUUGCAAGACGGCAGAAAGAUCACCUGAAAAGAAUACACAAAGGAAAUGAUACUGCCAGUGUUUCAGCAGAGAAACAGUUCUCCAUGCCCAUCCAGUGCACGGACGACACCGUCGAACAAGUUGAAGAGCCCUUCUCUCCUCCUUUAAGGCCAGAGGUUGAUGAGGGCUUGACCUCAGGUGCACUAGCAUCGCGAGGUGCCAGCCCAGAGGACGGUGACUUUAUGGACGAUGUUAAGUUCCCGCCACCCACAGAUAGUGAAUAUGAAUUUCUGCAUAGUGCUCCAGACAGAGGUUUGCCAAUUCCAGUACCCAGGAAAGACCUGUCAGAGCCCAUUUCCACGGUGUUGGAGGAGUCCUACUCCUCAUUCUCUGUUUCUACUCCAGCAUCACACCUGCUGCCUGCAUCCGCAUCACACGAAGGAGUCCGGGGACCACAACAGGGCUGUGGGGAGCCUGGAGCCUUUCCCAGGGAACUCGUGGCACAAGGCGGGGGACACCCUGGACAGGGUGCCAACCCAUAACAGGGCACAAUUGCACACACAUUCACACACCCAUUACGGACAAUUUGGAAAUGCCAGUCAGCCUACUGUGAGGCAAACAUCUUUGGACUGGUGAUGGAAACCGGAGUACCCGGAGGAAACCCCUGAAGCACGGGGAGAACAUGCAAUCUCCGUGCACACAGGGAAGAGGCGGGAUUUGAACCUCCAACCACAGAGGUGCAAGGCAAACAUGCUAACCACUAAGCCACCGUGUCCCCCAGUUAGGACACAUAUUUAGUUUUAUUUUUUAUAAAUAAAUACAAUUUUUAUGUAAAAAUACAAAUGAACUAAUUUUUGUAGCCAUUAAAUAAAGUAUCAUUAAAAUUUACCUGCAGGGAAAUUGUGCAAAAACCUACAGUAUAUGUUGUGAUACAUAUUGUGCAUCGUAGAAGUGACUUCAAGAUUUGUGAUAUGAUUUUUGUGUCAUACUCACAAACCAAAUCCUACUCAAACCCCUAAGUGCCAAAAUGCAACAUAAAUUUAGACUUGAUGUUACAAAUGUUGGGUAUUGUUUUUUUUUCUCUCUCUCUCUAAAUUGUGUUGUUAGCUUACAAUAUUGCUGAUCGAUAUUUACAGCAUGAGGUAGAUUUUGAGUUUUAGGUGAAAACAAAACCUGAGCUCAACUUGAAAAAUUCUGAAACUUGAAAGAUUAUGUUCCGCUUUAGCACUCUAAAUUUAGCUUGUUUACAUUUACAUUUUUACAUUUAUUCAUUUAGCAGACGCUUUUAUCCAUAGCAACUUACAAAUGAGGAAAUACAAGCAUAGUGAUAUAUCAAGCAGAGAACAAUACAAGUAGUGCAAGUGUAUACAAGAUUUUUAAUUGAGUUCUAGAAGAAGCAAAGUGCACAGAGUAGAGGUGUAAGAGCCAGAGUAAGGUGUUUUUUUUUUUUAGGGGUUAGUUAGGUGUUCACGGAAGAGGUGGGUCUUUAGCUGUUUUUUGAAGAUAAUGACAGAUUCUGCAGUCUGGAUUGAGGUUGGAAGUUCAUUCCACCACUGAGGGUCAGUUAGUGUGAAGGUUCUGGAAAGGGACCUUGAGUCACGCUGAGUAGGCACUACUAAGCGUCGGUCAUUAAUCGAUCACAGAUUGCGUGAGGGAACGUAAGUCUUCAGGAGAGUGUUGAGAUAUGGGGAUGUUGUUCCAGACAAAGUCUUGUACGUGAGCAUCAAGGCCUUGAAUUUGAAUUUGUUUCUCAGGGUGGUAAAUUUUAAUGUUGCUGUUGAUCAGUGUGAGGAUCAGUUAGGGAUCUUUACUAAGCAGUCAUGUAGAACUGACAUUUCUGAGAUAAGUGUGCACAUAUCAGUUGUGCAGAACUACAUUAGAGCCUGCAGUUGGACUUUAAAAUGUAUUUAAAAUGUAUUUAUCCUUAUGUCCUCCAUUAAUAUACCGUGCCAUGAUCUUUGCUUGACCUUCUGUUAUGCAUUAUGGUCUAUCAUGACAGCAAGCUGUAUUUUAAUUGUAACUCAGUGCUGUUGAAUUCUUGAUUCUGAUUGGUCAGAAGGUGUUGAUGAAUUUUUUAUAAUAGCAACUCAGUAGUUCAAAUAGCAGUUCAGGUUUGUAUUAAUGCGCUUAAUCUAAUGUGUUAUUGUUUCUGUAGUAACAAUGUACACAGGGACUUUUAUGUCAGACACUUCACAUGAAUGGAUAAAAACGUGUAAUUGCUGAUGUGGUGAUUGGUUUCUGUGAGGAAACAGUUGUUUCAUUACAGGUAACUAUAAAUGGAUAAAUAGUAUGAUAUUUUGUACUUGCUAGUGUUGGCAAGUAGAAUAAGAAUAAAACACUUCAAGACAUGCUGUUACAGGAAAAUAAUUUGCUGUGGUAACAGCCCUGCACUCCACCUCACACCACCCCAUCGUUGAUUGUUUCCCUAUAACGGCAUGCCUCAUUGGGUUUUAUUCCUAUUAAUCCCAAAAUACUUCAACCCUAUAAACUUAACCACAUUCCUAUUAGUUCUACUAAUACGAAUAGUUACUGAAUAGUUUCUAAUAGUUACUGGAAAUAUGAUUUCAUAGGAAUAUGUGAAUCAUAAAUUGAGAAUUUAAGAGGUAAAAGCCUUUGUUCAGUUAGCAGAAUCAUGAAAUUAUUUUUGCACAAAGGGUACCUGCAAAUUUGUGCAAAACAAAGAGUGCUAGAAGACAGCUGGUUUUAUGCUAGGUCCUGAUAUGCUGGAACACAGGAGUAGUGUAGUCAUGUUUUGAAGCGUCCAUGAUUACAAUAUUAUAUGCAGCUAUUUUGGUGUUUAAAAAUCAGCAACAUUUGCUUCAUUACAGUUUUGUACAUUGUGGUUUCACUCUCAUUUUAAUACAAAUGUACAUGUAUUGUAUUAAACACUGACUUGGUGUAUUAAGUGUUAUCUCUGUUUUUGAGCAGCCUCUGUGGAGCCCUGAACUGAUCCCUGCUAUUGCAUCGGAAACAUCAAGCAUGGGGUCUUCUCACUGUACUUUUUGCAAGGCUACUGUUCCCAGUGACCUCAUGUACAGCCACCUCAAUUCACACUUCCAGGACAAAGAAGGUGAUUGACAGAGCCAGACCCAGGAGCUGCUUACAAGCCGAUGUCUUGGCUUAUUCAUGGCUUUGUUGCCUGUCCUCUAUGCACAAUGAGCUCAGCACACGGCGGCCACAGUGGCUUUUCAUUCGGAGCAUGGUGGGAGGGGAGGUCUCCAUGCUCAUUUAUUUAAAUUGUAAGAACUUGAACGGUACGAUUUGUGGUAUUAACAACUCAAUUAAUCAGUCUGGUUUUGAUGUGUGGGACUUUUGAAUGCGUUGUCUGUGUAAUAAAGUAAUGCUUCCAUUUUAUAAGAUUGUGUUUGUCUGAGGUGUGCUAAAGUCCUUUGGUUUAAAGCUUUUUACUCUGUAACUGAAAGGCACCGGAUUAUUUAGGUGUACAAAUGUAAUGAGUCUAGAUAUUUUUAUUCUCCAGGCUGACACCAUGUCUUUUAAAAAUCCCUUUAAAGGUUCUUACAGAAUUGAAACUGAAAUGAAAUUUAACCCUGUCUAGGUUUAGAUGCGCAAACAGAUCCAACUCAUUUAAAAGCGUGUGGUCAGCGUGUUUUUCUUUUUUUGGUCUCAAUAACUCUUAAUUUAACGUCUUGAUUUUAAUUAAGCCAGCUGUAUGGCAGAUUUCAGUCAAAAUGAGAAAUAAUUGUUGGAUAAUUAUUUCGAUAUUACAACACCAUAUGGUUUUUGAGAGCAAUUUUGAACAGGUAUUGAAGGUUAAUUAAAACUUUGUUAUUACACAGAAUUUCUGUGGCUGACUUGAUGUGCAAUUAUAUGCACAAUUAUCCUAGUAUUGAAAGUGUGAUGUUUGGAGUCCUGAUUGCUAUUAUGUACGUAUGUAUUUAUAUAUAUAUAAUUUUAUUUAUUAAUUUAAAUGUCACUGUCAUUCCUCAAAUGAUGCAUUUUUUUUCAUAUUGCUUAAGCAGCAUGGUAAGGCUGUCACUAUUUACAGACUAUUGAUGUGGAUAAGUGCUGCUUUAAAAUGAAAGAUUGCACCUCUUGUUUCAUAACCUGCAUUUUUUCCCCACCGACUGCUUGAUAUCGAUAAGUACAGUAAUGCAUGAGUGAGAGUAGAUGUAUUUUCUAAUGGAGUGUUUUAGUCUGUCACCUUUCUGCAGCAUUGGACUGUGGGAGUAGAUCAUUAGCAGCUUCACAAACAAAUGUAAUAUUUUUCACCAGCUCAUGUGAUGAUGUGCUAAGGAAAUAGGGAAAAUAUGUGUACUGAAACACAGGCGUGUGCAGUGAGGACCUUGCAGGCCCCAGGAUUACUGCCUACUAACACUUGUGCUGGGUAGAUGAGCUGGUGUGAAGACUGCAAACUGGAUUUUUUUUUUUUAAUUGAUUCAGCACAGUUCGUUUUGGUUUGAGUAAGGAUCCACACUUUAGUGGUUUUUGGUGUACAAAUGAAUGAACAGGGUAACAGUAAUAACGAUGACCCAGUCACUGUGCAUUUAGAAUGAUCUCUCUACAAUUAUUUGAAUUCGAUUUGCAUAAAUUGGAUGUAUGACAAAAGUUUGAUCUAUAAAAAGAUAUGUGACAUGUAUAUUCAUAUUCAGGUAGACGCCCCACCACUUCCUCUUGCACCUGUUCCCCAGUUCUGUAUACCCUGUCUUCCUGCUGGUCUGACAGUAGCCUAUGUAGUGUGAUUUGUUAACCCUAGUUUACGCUUCCUUGUUUGCCCUGUUUUCCUAUUCUUGUGUUUUCUCUGUGUUUGAUAUACAACUACUAUCUCUUCUGUUUCCUGAAACAACCAAUACCAAACAGUAAUACCCACCCUACCUAUUCGUCUUCAGUUUCCGAGCAGGAGAUAUUCAAGCAUUCCAGAGCCAUCUAACACACUCCUGUAUAUAGGAAUUUAAAUAUUAACAUUAUAUAGGCUACUACACGCGUGUACUUGUACACCUUAUAAACUGUCUGCUAGAGCCAUUGCAGCCAUUUACAUUAAGGACUGCAUUUUAAAAAAAUCAGCAUAACUGAUAUUGUUUUGAUUGUGGCUUUCUUUCUUUCUUUUUUUUUUAAUGGAUGAAAUGAUGUGGGUGGCAGUGCAACCCAAAUACAAGUGUAAACCUUAAACAUAUCCUCCGAAUAGAGAGACACAGCUUUAAUGUUUAACAUUUGUACUCUCCAUCCUAACACUCCCCCUUCUCAAGAACACACAUUAUUAUCAAACAGCGAACAGCCGAGCGCCGUCAGAUGACUGAUAUUUACAAAGCUGAACAUUACAUUUUGCGAUAUUACAAUGUGUUCAGCAUAAUGACCGAUUCGCACUGGAUCAGCAGGCCGCUUUUAAUUCUCAUCGCUCACAGCAGUUCACAGAGAAUGAAGAGAGAAUUUAUUCUGGAAAUAUAGCAAACACGAUAUCUCCGUUCUCCCUAAUGACUCUCUCUCUCUCUCUCUCUCUCUCUCUCUCUCUCUCUCUCUCUCUCUCUCUGUGUGUGUGUAGAUGUGUGAAGACUCGGUGUGUGCGUGUGUGUGUGUGCGUGUGUGGCUCUGCAGCCUGCACUCCCUCACUGGAGCUGUGCACAGAUGCUUGUACAUAAUUAUGUUGUCAAUGCUUG